AUGCAUCGCGCUGACUGUGGUUGUGCCUUUCUUGCGCUACGAACGCUUGUGCGCGUCGAAGAAGUUACCACAUCAUCGCAGGUGCCGCUCGAAACCGCAAUCCAAGUCACGUCUUCAGUGGAACAGCCCUGCCUCACCGUAUUGAGCUGCGAACGGUGCCGCCAGCAACGACUCCCGCUUACCGCUGUCACGAUUCUAUGUGCCCAUCUGGUUGACUGGCUGUGCCGAUUAUGGAACCUAAAGGACGAGGACCCUGCCGACACCUCCACAGAUGCCAGCAACGCCAACACGACUACAACUGCAACCAGCACCAGCGAAAGCCGACAUGCGACUCUGCCCUGGAAGUUCUCUCUUGGAAACUAUGAUCUCGCGGAAGACGAAGCCGAUGCGCUCAGCAACGAAUUAAUGACAUUGCGGCUCACUGGUUUCUCAGCUGUGUUAGGCUCUCUCGAGGCCGCCCUCGUCACAUCUGGGCCAACUCCCUGUGUUCCUUCUUCGCCUGAGGGCAAUAACGACACGACCAGCGACACAUCGGCGUUUGCGCCAGCUUGUCUCGAACUUGUCCGAGCGAAUCUCCGUCUAGUGCGCGCAUGCAUUCGUCGCCUCAAGGCGCGCUCGUUACUGAAUAGCGAUGGGACCAGUGCUUCGUUUUAG
This is a messenger RNA of Alternaria arborescens, 654 nucleotides long. RefSeq lists its product as hypothetical. The record is from RefSeq and is a predicted model, not a curated record. The transcript has a single exon. Bases 1 to 654 code for a protein of 217 amino acids. Lineage: Eukaryota; Fungi; Ascomycota; Dothideomycetes; Pleosporales; Pleosporaceae.